UACUUGUGAAGUGGAGAGACGCUUCUGUGAACAGCACCUACAGUUUACAGGCCGGCGGGAGGGUAGGGAGCAGUUUGUUCAGACAAUAAAUCGCGCUUGCGUAAGGAGCUACAACCGGCGAAUCGCAUCAGUACGCCCGGUGGGUCAUCGUCGGUGGCGACACCCUCCGCUCCGUCAGCGAUAACCGUGUAGAAAAUGACCGGAGAGAAGCUCCGCUCGCUGCGGAAGGACCAGAGGCCAAGCAAGGACGAAGAUCUGCUGGAGCCGGACGAGGAGGCUGCCACCGGGACUUUUGCCGUCCCCAAGGCGAACAACAAGAGCAGGGCGAGUAAAAUAUUCAGCAACCACAAGUUAAUCAAGUCGCCAUCCACACAGUCACAGAAUAAUGGUAACACAAACAACACACUGACAACAACGGAUGUUAUUGAUGACAAAAACAAAAACCCCAUCAUCAAACCCGGGUUGGACUUUCCAGUGCACGAAUGUGUGUUUAAAGGAGAUGUCCGGCGACUGUCGUCGCUCAUCCGGACCCAGAAUAUCGCCCAGAAGGACGUCCAUGGAAACACACCAUUACACCUCGCUGUCAUGAUGGGACACAAAGAGUGUGCCCACUUGCUGCUGGCUCACAAUGCACCCGUGAAGGUGAAGAACGCUCAGGGAUGGAGCCCCCUUGCAGAGGCCAUUAGUUACGGAGACCGACAGAUGAUCACAGCAUUGCUGAGGAAACUGAAGCAGCAGUCCAGGGAGAGUGUAGAGGACAAGAGGCCUAAACUGCUGAAAGCCCUUAAAGAGCUUGGAGAUUUUUACCUGGAGCUUCACUGGGACUUCCAGAGUUGGGUGCCUUUGCUGUCCAGAAUCCUCCCAUCGGACGCAUGUAAGAUUUAUAAACAAGGCCUAAACAUCAGAUUGGAUACAACCCUGAUUGACUUCACUGACAUGAAAUGCCAGCGAGGAGACCUCAGUUUCAUCUUCAAUGGCAAUGCUAUUCCCUCCGAGUCGUUUGUUGUGUUGGACAAUGAACAGAAGGUCUACCAGCGGAUACACCAUGAGGAGUCAGAGAUGGAGACCGAAGAGGAGGUGGACAUUUUGAUGAGCAGUGAUGUUUACUCCGCCACGCUUUCCACCAAAUCCAUCACCUUCUCCAGGGCUCAGACUGGAUGGCUUUUCAGAGAGGAUAAGACGGAGCGCGUGGGAAACUUCUUGGCAGAUUUCUACUCUGUAAACGGCCUGGUGCUGGAGUCCAGGAAGAGACGAGAGCAUUUGAGUGAGGAGGACAUCUUGAGGAAUAAAGCGAUUAUGGAAAGUCUGAGCAAAGGAGGGAACCUCAUUGAACAAAACUUUGAGCCAACAAGAAGGCAAUCCUUAACCCCUCCCUUACCCAGCACCAUCUCCUGGGAGGAAUACAUCACCGCAGACAAUGGAAGAGCACCUCAUUUAGGAAGGGAGCUGGUCUGCAAAGAGAGCAAGAAAAACUUUAAAGCCACCAUAGCCAUGAGUCAAGACUUCCCUCUGGGCAUCGAAUCGUUACUGAAUGUCCUGGAGGUGAUCGCUCCCUUUAAGCACUUUAAUAAACUCAGGGAGUUUGUUCAGAUGAAGCUCCCCCCUGGCUUUCCUGUCAAACUCGACAUCCCCGUCUUUCCCACCAUCACAGCCACCGUCACAUUCCAGGAGUUUCGCUACGACGAGUUUGAUGCAUCCAUUUUUACCAUUCCCACUGACUACAAAGAGGAUCCAAGCCGCUUCCCUGACCUUUAACCUCUCGGCUUGGACUUAAACUAUAAGUUAAUCCUACGAAACACCUUUUUCAUGAAUAAAAACCCCUGGAGAACCUGUCACCCACUCAGACUAUGAACACAUACUGUACAGCAGCAGGAUGAUGACAGGACCAACUCCAAGUGGACGGGUGCUGAGGUGUUGCUGAUUCUCAUUCUCACCUCCAAAUCUGAGGCAACGCAGCAGGAAGUGUAGGUAAUUGAUCUGUAUCAUCAGUCAAAGGGCAUUGAGGUGAAAAGAAACGGCAGCAGAGCAGGUGAGCUUUUAUUUGUGAGGUAAAAGCGGAAUUAAAAACUACCAGUUCAGUUGAGGCUUGUAUUUAAAUAAGUUGUUUAUAAAGGGACUGUGUCUAACUGACGUGUUGUGAUGCACUGAUAAUGCUGUGGGAGAUGUCUGACAGAAAGUUUAUAUUAGAUUCAUUUAUUAUUUGAGCAAAGUGGACAAAACAAACAAAAAAAAAACGUUCUUACCAUUAAGGCUUAUUAUAUUUUACAGUGUAGACAAAAUAAAACCAUCUAUUAUUUGAACUAGAUAUUUAUAUACGCUGUAAAAAAGAAGACGGGUACCUUUUUUUUGUUUUACAUAAAUGAAAAUUUCCCUUUUAUCAGGAUCACCGAAAUAAUUUGAUUUGUUUUCAAACUUGCCAUAAAUUCCCUUAGUCUUUGUAAGCUUGUAUACAAGUGAUUGGAGGAUGUAGUGAAAGAUGAAGAGAAAGGUUGUGGUUACCUCUGUGGUAACACAAACACUACAAACCAAAAAGCAGCAUGUAACGUUCUGCCAAUGUUCGAACUCUCACCUGUGGUCAUGAGGUAUGAAUCAUUAGAAGAACAAGACUAGAGAGAGGAACUCCCAGUGGAGCUCUAAGUAGAGCCACUGCUGCUCCAUCAGCUCAGGCAUCUGAUCAGGAUGUGUCCUGGGGGACAAAAACAUUGGGAGGAAAACCUUGCGCAGAACCAUUUUAUGCUGAAGGGACUAUAUAAAUAUCUUUUAAGCGGUGGUCGCACUGGGAUCCCAGAAAAUGGGAGUUUCCUUCUGUUACCCCAUUUGAUCCAGUAAAAAAAACAAUAGAUGAUUGGAUGUUGUAGGUCUCCUUCCACAAACGUUUUAUCUGAGUUAGAAACUCGUUCUUCUCAUCAGAACUUUGGCAACGGAGCCAGGCCUGUAGGUUUCCUGGUUAACAGGAUAGAUUUAGACCUGUGACAAGCUACUUUGUAACUAAGGCAUAUUCUUUGGGGAGCUAUUUGUGCCAAAGUUUUAACUUAACUUUUCUUUAGUUUAAAUGCAAUAUAUUUUGCCAGGUGCAUCAGUCCCUCCUGCAGUAAUCGUGACCUCCUUACUACACAGUUCUGGUUCCAUGCUUGAACUUUUUCCCUAUUUGAGACAAAAAUCAAACAAUAUAUUCCCAUUUAAAAGGGAAAAAAAGCUAAUUUUAAUCUAAAUUUUGAUAUUUGUUAAAGAGCAAUGGCUUAUUCCUCUCUACGUGGCCUUUCAGUACAUAUUAUUAGAAGUCCUUCAUCAGUGUACUAGAUACAAAUUCAGAACCAGGAUCUGCACAAGGCCUUGUAGCUUUGUUCUUAGAUUCAUAUCCUCAUUUGGUACAAAAUCACCACCUUUGGGACACAGACAGUGUUUCAUGCUGUAUAAUGGUUUAAAAUGACCUACAUGAUGGUGUCUUCAGGCAUCUGACAAAUCACAGGUUUAACCAGACUUAUGGAUGUUACGCCCCCAAGGUCUAAGGGUGUUGGGGAGGUAACAUAAAUAAUGUGUCCAGAGCAGUUUGGGGGAAGGUAAAAAUGAUUUAUUACAAAAAAAAGGGUUAAACAGACCCAAAACACAAAACAGCUUAACCCAAUUGAAACAAAACAAAAAAAA
Messenger RNA from Cyprinodon tularosa, 3645 nucleotides. Its product is annotated as ankyrin repeat domain-containing protein 13C. Gene Ontology annotation, molecular function: protein binding. Gene Ontology annotation, cellular component: cytoplasm. The record is from RefSeq and is a predicted model, not a curated record. The transcript is spliced from 14 exons. Bases 196 to 1755 code for a protein of 519 amino acids. NCBI's taxonomy places the organism in Eukaryota, Metazoa, Chordata, Actinopteri, Cyprinodontiformes, Cyprinodontidae.